CCUAAGGAUAUUAUCCGAGGACUUUGACUUUGAUGGUGAGGAAUUUUUAAAAGUCCCAAUAUGGAUUAAAUUCCCCGGCCUAUCGGUUACACUUUGGAACAAGCAAGAGAUGAGCGAGCUUGCCUCUAGAGUUGGAGUUCCUAUUGUGGCGGACAAGGUGACUCAAGAAAAAUCGAGGUCUCAAUUCGCUAGGGUAUUGGUGGAGGUUGACCUCUCUAGGCCACCUACUAUGUCCAUCCCGAUUAUACAACCAUCCGGUAAGGAAAGGAAUCAAUAUGUCAUAUAUGAAACUUUUCCUAACUAUUGUUUUGAGUGCAAGGUUUUUGGACAUCACCCCUUCACAUGCAAAGUGUUAAACAAGGAGUUGGUAGAGAAUGAGGAUGCAAAAGCUACCAACAAAAUUGUAAGUGUAGCCAAUACCGCGGCUAACAACUCAAAAGAAGGGGGUUCCAACCAACCCGGUGACAUUCCGAAGGGAAAAAAAGGCUUCAACGUGAGUGGGAAGAAAUCAAAGGAUGAUGGCAAAGGGAAGGAAAAUUGGGUUGAAAAGAAAAAGAAUGAUGUGCAAGAGAAUGGGGAGUGGGUGGAGGCCAAGAAGAAAAAGAAAUGGGUCUCUAAAUCCAAAGCAAAUGUGCGCAACUUGAUCACGCCAAAGGUUCCUACUUCUAAGGUGCCUACAACUAAUGCCGCGGCCUCAACUUCUACACCUAAGGCCACGACCCCUGCUGCUCAGGUCCCAAAACAGGCUGCCCAGGCCCCAAAACAGGCUGCCCAGGCCCCAAAACAGGCUGCCCAGGCCCCAAAACAGGUUGCCAGUGCCCAAAAACAAACUGCCGAGGCAGUAAAAGUUGCACCGAGGCUCACCGUUCCUAAACAAACUGCCGAGACUUCAAAGGCAUCUUCCGGGAGCAAAUCAAGUGAAAAGACUAUCAAUUUUCCGAAAAGUGGGAACAUUAGCUUUGAUGAAUUGGGGGGUGAGAUCAUCCGCAAUGUAUAUGAUAUCCAAGAGGGAGAUGUGGUCACUAGAAUCGUUUAUGAUGAUAACAAAAAAAAGACCAUAUAUGUAAUGCAAAAGAAGAACAUUCCAUCGCAUCACCAAAUCAAGAGGCUUGGACCGGAACUACAAAAAGUGAGGGAUGACGAGGGAGGAAUCUCAUUCACGGAUGAAUGCCUUCGAAAGCUUCCGGGAGUGACUCCACAUUAUGAAUGGUAUAAAUUUAAUCAUAGCAUUUUUUAUACUUAUGUGGCUUCUUUCUUUGAUGUAACAACUAGGGAAAACAAGAAGUAUUUCAAGGAGGCAAUGAGGAGAUUUGAAGCAAUCAAAAAAAUGAAGGAAGGGGCGAAUAAGGAGGGCUGCCAAUCCUCCAACGAAUCGGUCUCGGAUGAAUUUUAAAGCAAUAGUAUGGAAUGUGAGAGUCUUGAGGCGCAAGGCAUUGUGGGAAUACUUGGCUCUUCUUGGGGAUCAAAUCAAAGACCCGUGGAUUAUAGCCGGUGAUUUUAAUUGUGUUUGUUCUCCUAGUGAGAGGGUGGGUUCGAAUGCACCCUCGGACUAUUUUUUGAGAGAUUUGAUUGAGUUUAAAAUCCGUGCUAGCCUCCAAGAUGCCCCCUCCACGGGAGAAUUCUAUACUUGGAAUAAGGGAUCUUUGUGGGCUAAGCUUGAUCGGGUUUUGCUCAAUAAUACAUGGGAUCACCUAGGGAUCAAGUGUAAGGCCCAUUUCGAUGAAAUGGAGGUUGAGUUUGAUCACACGGCUACCGUGAUAUCUAUACUCAAUAAUACCUCUCUUAGGCCCAAAUCUUUUAAAUUUUUUAACAUGUGGAUUCAACACGAUGCUUUCACUAACAUACUUAUGCAGAGUUGGAAUGUGAAUAUCAAUGGAACGGCUCAAUUUCAAAUUGCUAAGAAACUUAAGUUGCUAAAACAGCCGCUUAAGAAUCUUAACGAAUUGGAAUUUGGCCACAUCUCUAUGAAGACAAAGAGUGCAAAAGAUGAAUUCAAAAGGCUAAACAAGUUGAUGAUUGACUCACCCGAUGAUGCCGAGCUUAAAGAGCGAGUAAAGGUGGCGAGAAAGAGAGCUACUUUCCUUGGUGAGGCCGAGUGUAGCUUCUUCCAACAACGAGCUAAAGCUAAGCAUAUCCUUGAGGCCGAUAAGGGAACAAAAUACUUCCACGCAAUCGUCAAGAGGAACAUGGCUAGGAAUACCAUAACCUCCAUUACGAUGGAUGAUGGUAACCUCGGGUGUGGGAUCACGUAAGAAGCUGGAUGGGAUUAAGACAUGAGAUGUCUACCUUGCUGAGUUCAAUCAAAUGGAUCAAGAAGACCCAUAAAGGAUCAACGUUGAAGGCCAAAGCAGCCCGCAUUGCUUUCUGUGCAACGGUAUACUACAUUUGGCAUGCUAGGAAUGAGUGCAGAUUUGAUGGAAAGAUGAAGAAGGAGGAAGAGGUUGUUGCUAAGGUCAAACAUGUGGUGUAUAAGAUACUCUACAACAUAUACCCACAUGAGUUGAUCACAUUUUGAUAAGAACGAUGGAAGCCGUUUGUAUAGCCUCGGUUUUGAUAGGCUAAGUGCGUGUACUAAGGCGCAGUCCUAUUUUGUUUCUUUUUGAUUUCUUAUGCCGCGGCAUAGGUGAGCCUUAUGGCUAUCUUUGGUGAUGUCCGUUUUGAAGUGAAAGCUCCUUCCAACCCUCUCC
Messenger RNA from Cuscuta europaea, 2687 nucleotides. The record is from the annotation of a GenBank genome assembly. Lineage: Eukaryota; Viridiplantae; Streptophyta; Magnoliopsida; Solanales; Convolvulaceae.